AGCAUCCAAAAGAACAGAAAGAAAAUCAAAAGGGGAAAUAAAAGCAAGUGUUCUGCAACGCGGUUUCCCAACCAACGGUCACCUCCUCGUCGUCGUCCUGCUCUCCUCCAAAUUCCAAUUCCCGGAUGAAUUUAACAACAAGAAGAAGAAGACCUCACCCAAAGUCUUCUUAAGGUCGUCGUCUUCUUCUUCCUCCACUACCAAUUUCCACCGGCGAAACCCAUCUAGCUGAAGCUAAGCUACGCCACACCUCCAGUAUCCGGCCAUGGGGUUCUGGGAGCGCGACCACGAGUGGGACUGGAAGAAGACCGCCAUCUGGGCCGCCGUCCUGCUCCUCGCCUUGGGGGUCCUGGCCCUCCUCAUCGUCGCCUUCGCCGUCGCUUCCCCGCCCAAGGCCACCGCCGACGACGCCCUCCUCCAGCGCUUCACCCUCUCCUCCACCCCCUCCUCCCCCACACCCAACUCCACCAUCUCCUACAACGCGACCGUCGCGGUCUCCCUCUACAACCCGAACAUCCACCGGGCCAUCUCCUACGGCGCCAUGGCGGCCGCCUUCUCCUUCAACGGCACCCGCUUCGACGACCAGGCCACGGUGGCGGCCUUCGAGCAGGGGGCGCGGAAGACGACGACGGUCCGGGUCACCGUCGGCGGCGCCGACCGGGCCGUGAGGCUGUCCGCCGCCGGCGUGGCGGAGUUCGGGAGGGAGAAGGGGGACGGGAGGUUCAUGGUGGAGGUGAGGAUGGAGUCCGUGAUGCGGUACAAGGGGAGGAAGACGGACUGCCCCGUGGUGGUGGUGUGUCCUUUGCUUCUGCAGCUUGUUGACCCCGCCGUCGCCGCCACCGCGUUCCAGAAGACCAAGUGCACCAUCCUCAGGGCCAAGAAGUCCGGCUGCUAGCGCUAGCCGGAGCUGGAAUCCAUUCUAGAUCUGCACCAUUCCUCAGGGCCAAGAAGUUGAUUCACUACUACUGUAAAAAAUGCCCAAGAACAGUUCUUAGUGCACAACCAUUCGUGUAGUGUAUGUACUAUGUGUCGAUCUCCUCACUAAGCUUGUUUGUUCUACUUGUUUCGAGAGAGGGAAAUUGGUUGGUUGUGGAUCUAUUUGCUGCUGUAUUUUUUUUUUGUUUGCGUGAUCGACUUGAGGCUAUGGUCAGACUUUGUUGGUUUGGGUUUUUUUGGAUGGUUUGCAUUUGCAACUGUUGAAUACAAGAUGCUCUGUUCUAGUGGA
Messenger RNA from Brachypodium distachyon (stiff brome), 1225 nucleotides. RefSeq lists its product as uncharacterized. Lineage: Eukaryota; Viridiplantae; Streptophyta; Magnoliopsida; Poales; Poaceae. The record is from RefSeq and is a predicted model, not a curated record. The transcript has a single exon. The coding region runs from base 266 to 895 and encodes 209 amino acids. Gene Ontology annotation, biological process: defense response to other organism.